AUGGCAUUUGAGGUUCACUCGUCCGAGCUAGUGAUUAUGCUGCUUCUGUUAUUCCUUGCUAUACCUGUCCGCUCGUCCUCAUCUUUGUGUUCAGCACCACUGGGUAUGGAGAACGGACAGAUAAGAGACGCUCAGAUCACUGCCUCUUCUCAAAAUGAUGUGAACCAUGCCGCAGUCCAGGGAAGGUUGAACUUCAAGGCUGGCAGAGGCAAAACAGGUGGAUGGUCAGCCUUCGGAAAUCAUGUACAUCAGUGGCUUCAGGUGGAUCUUGGUAGAUACAGUAUUGUGACAGGAAUAGCUACACAAGGGCGAAAUGCCGUACCCCAGUGGGUAACCUUAUAUGAGCUUCAGUACAGCGAGGAUGGAGUUACCUUUGUUUAUUAUAAAGAACCAGGGCAGAGCUCACCUAAGCGAUUCAGUGGAAAUAGAGACCAGGACAGCAUUGUUUAUCACAAGUUGAACCCACCAAUUCAAGCUCGUUUCAUCAAACUUAGACCUAAACGAUGGUAUGGUCAUAUAUCCCUCAGGAUGGAGCUGUACGGCUGUAUAGGUAUCAUUUUCACCUGA
Molecule: messenger RNA, 567 nt
Organism: Stylophora pistillata
Lineage: Eukaryota; Metazoa; Cnidaria; Anthozoa; Scleractinia; Pocilloporidae
Source: RefSeq, a predicted model, not a curated record